Clonostachys rhizophaga is the source of this 729-nucleotide messenger RNA. The record is from the annotation of a GenBank genome assembly. Lineage: Eukaryota; Fungi; Ascomycota; Sordariomycetes; Hypocreales; Bionectriaceae.
GCAUCAAAUACGGCAGAGGAUUCGGCCGCCCAGCUGCCCCGACAUCCCAGUCAAACAAAUGCCACAGCGCGGGAUAGUGAAUCCCUUGUUUCAUCAUGGAUUUGCGUCUUUGGGUCGUUUCUGCUAUUAAUUCCGUCAUCUGGGUUUCCACAAGCAAUCGGCACAUUCCAGGCCUACUCACAACAAAGUCAACUCUCUGGGUACGCUUCCCGUGACAUCGGCUGGAUCUCCGGGCUUUACACAGCGCUCACGUUAUUUUUGGGGAUACAAGCCGGGCUCAUCAUCGAUCGCUACAGCCCAAUAAUCCUUGCGCCCAUAGCUACCCUUUUGACUAUUCCAACAUUCUUCCACUUUAUUUUGUGCUUGGGCAUAUUUGACGUCAUCAGUGGUGCUCUGACUUCCACGAUUGCUCUACCCAUUGUCGAAAAACUCUUUGUUCGAUAUCGCGGUCUAGCCAUCGGACUUGCGCUCAACGGUGCCGCUCUAAGGGGCGUCAUCAUACCAUUCAUACUAAGAGAGCUGUUUCCAAGGUGUGGUUAUAAGUGGAUGAUUAGAUUUAUGGGUGCUCUCAUUGCUGGUAUCAUGGUACCAGGGUGUUUGUGCUACCUACCAUACAUGAAGAUGUACAACAUACAUGUUCGCAAUCUCGAAGAAAACACCACCGAGGAUCAAUCGGGUGAGCCUCCUGAGAAAGGCAGUGGGAGCUACGCUAUCAAUCUCGAUGCUUUC